GUCGCGCCAGCCGGGUUACGCGAUUCUAACGCGACCGCAGCCACUCGCCUCUCUCCGCUGCCGUGCAGCACGCUGCCGCGACGCGCAGUGCUUUGCAGCGCGCUGCGGCGAACGGCGGUGCGCGCGCAUCCUGCCCGACAGCUCCGCAUUCUAUCGCAUUGGGUCCACCGGAAGUGGCGAAUGGACUACCCGUUAUGGAUCAUUGUCCUGAUGCGGAUUGCUCUCGUUCAUUUCGUGGCCGGAGAGGAAAUUCCUGUUCAGCCGACGACGACUCCUUGUGCAGACGCAAAACCAGGAGAAGAUGACCUGCAAACGUUCGACAUCAUCGAACUCUUCAAAUUGGACUUCCUGGGGUCACGUCAUCUCGGAAUUGUCAAAGUCAGGGGCAGCAAUCGACUGCAAACUGCAUUUAGAUUCGACAAAGAUGCCGACGUCACGUUACGGACGAGACAGGCUUUUCCUUCGGGUCUGCCCGAUGAGUUCAGCUUAGUGAGUACGUUUCGAACGAGAAAACUGAUGAGACCUUCCUGGCAAUUGAUCAGAAUCGAAGAUCCAAUGUCCAGACCUCAAUUUGCGAUCACGAUGAAUCCGGAUCGACAAACUUUGGAGCUGUCGAUUGUCGGGCCGAAAGAUGACGCGCAGACUGUCUCAUUUGCUGCAGCACAGAUAUUCGACAAGAAUUGGCAUAAAAUCCAAAUCGGAGUAUUCAAAGAUGGCGUCGAUUUGCAUAUCGACUGCCAUUACGCAGGCAGUCAACAUUUAGACCCACGAGGGAAGAUAAAUAUCAAUGGAAGCAUUUCGAUCUCUAAGAUCGCGAACAGCACAAUUACGGUCCCCAUCGACUUGCAGUGGAUGAUUUUAAAUUGCGACUCCACGAGGCCCGAGAGAGAAACCUGUGUCGAGUUACCUCGAAUGGCCGCGUUGCAGCCUCAAAGACGGCCAUCUUGUGAUACCGUUUGUCCCAAAGGACCUCCUGGAAUUAACGGGUCACAGGGUUUGCCUGGUCCUCGAGGACCAAUUGGAGAGCCGGGCGUUCCAGGAUAUCCUGGAGAACAAGGUCCUUCAGGUCCUCCUGGAAAACAAGGUUCUCCAGGAUUAAAAGGAUCUCCAGGCCCUCAAGGGUUCCAAGGACUCUCAGGACCAGAGGGUCCUGCAGGACCAAAAGGAGAAGCCGGAGAACGGGGAGUUCAGGGUUUCCCAGGACUCACAGGACCCCCCGGACCUCCAGGAGCCCCCGCCAAAGGAAGUGUUCUUUUUUCAAAAAUCCCCGGACCCGAAGGACCCCCUGGACCCCCCGGACAUUCAGGACAACCUGGUCGAGAUGGAUAUCCUGGCGAACCUGGCUUGAAAGGAGAAAAAGGAUCUCCCGGCGCAAAAGGAUCAUCAGGAACUCCAGGACCUCCCGGUCCUGAAGGACUUCCUGGAGUUCCUGGUAGUGUGGCUCCUAAAGAAACUACUCCUGCAGCGCCAGGACCUCCAGGUCCUGCGGGAUUUCCUGGACUUCCUGGUCUUCCUGGCGAAAGGGGACACAAAGGUGACAGGGGUGAUCCUGGUUUAACUGGAGAACGCGGAAAAAAAGGUGACCGUGGAGAGACAGGACAUCCUGGACUAAACGGUCCUCCUGGAGAACAAGGAAAAGAAGGACCGCCUGGUCCCGUGGGACAAAAAGGAACAAUUGGGUUUACAGGACUCCAAGGAUCUCAAGGAUUGCCAGGUCUUCCUGGAGGACCAGGGGGACCAGGACCUCCAGGACAACUAGGACUUCCUGGCCCAAAAGGGGAUCCUGGAGAACCUGGCCGCGAUGGUUUGGCAGCUGGAAUUGGUCAGCCAGGUCCUGCAGGACCUCCAGGAGUGGAAGGUCCUUCAGGAAAGCCUGGAAUAGAUGGACUUCCAGGAGCAAAAGGAGAUCUCGGCCAAAAGGGACCUGAUGGACCUCCAGGACUUCCAGGACCUCCAGGAUCAGAUGGACUUCCCGGUUCUGACGGACCUCGGGGACCGCCAGGAUUUCCAGGACCAGCAGGUCCUAGAGGACCAGACGGGUUCAUCGGGAAGCCAGGCAUUCCAGGACUCCUUGGAAAAUCUGGCGAAAAAGGAGAUUCUGGUCAGCAAGGGGAGCAAGGUCCUGUCGGUCCGAGAGGAUUGCCAGGGAAUAUGGGAUUGCCCGGUUUGCCUGGCCAAGCAGGUCCUCCUGGAUUUCCUGGCCUCGAAGGAAGACCAGGAUCACCGGGUCCUGCAGGUCCUCCAGGACCUCCAGGCCAGGCAGCGGAUAUGCUCAGCACGAAUAGUGUUUUUCUAGAUAAUAGUGGCAGUCCUGGAGUCAGUGGACCAAGAGGUCUUCCUGGUGCUCCAGGAAUUCCAGGAGAUCGUGGAGCCGCAGGAGACAGAGGACCGGAAGGACAAAUGGGACCUCCAGGAAUCCCCGGAAAGGAAGGACCUCCAGGACUUCCAGGUCCUCCAGGACAAAGAGGCCAGUCAGGGAUGCCAGGACUUCCUGGCAUCCCUGGAAGGACCAUCAGCGACGCAGAAAUUCGAGAUAUCUGCUCCAGCGUUCUCAGAGACCAGAUGACUGAAAUGGCCGCGCUUAUGCAAGGACCACCAGGACCUCCUGGAAGAGGUCGUCAGGGUCGUCCUGGUUCCCCAGGUCCCCAAGGUCGUCAAGGUGAUCAGGGUUCACCUGGGUUACAAGGAGAACGCGGUUUCGUAGGACUACCGGGUCCACAAGGACAUCCUGGUCCUCAGGGUCCUCCUGGAGAACCUGGGGAAAAAGGGGAGAAAGGUCCUGAAGGAGUAGGACUGGAAGGACCAAUGGGUCCCAGAGGUUUGCCAGGACCCCCUGGAAACGAUGGAAUUGGUUCUCCAGGGAGACAAGGCGAGAGAGGAGAGCCUGGUAGACCAGGUAUUCCGGGUGGGAGAGGACCUCCAGGGAUUCAAGGACCUCGAGGCUUCUGCGAGUUCUGCAAAUAUCCGGAUGUCAAUUAUCUGCUGUACAAUCGUGGAAAUGAGAAAGGACCUUAAGGAAUUUAAUUCUAGAAGACUAAUAUUCGACUCGUCCUCGUUAGCUGUAAAAUUGUUCCGAUGAUUUCGUACCAACUGAUACGAUGAUCGACAUUGCACGAAAACUGCAGCUCGCCAUUUCAUGUUUCGAUAAAAUUCUAUAAAUGAAA
This is a messenger RNA of Orussus abietinus, 3164 nucleotides long. RefSeq names its product collagen alpha-2(IX) chain. Lineage: Eukaryota; Metazoa; Arthropoda; Insecta; Hymenoptera; Orussidae. Gene Ontology annotation, cellular component: basement membrane. The transcript is spliced from 20 exons. The coding region runs from base 181 to 3015 and encodes 944 amino acids. The record is from RefSeq and is a predicted model, not a curated record.